AGCAGGAGAUAUAGUGUGAGGUGUGAGGGAGCCCGACCCAGUGUGGUGAGCCCGGGCGGUCCCCACCAUGGCGCGCUCCCUCACAACCUUGUACAAAACAUUGUGUAUAAUUGAAGAAACUGUGGUCAGAUUAACUCAAAACUUAUUCCCACAAGGGCCUCAUCCAAGACUAAUAUUGGCAGUAGAUCAAAAUGUGUGUGUGCACCGUAAUCCAGUCAGUCAUCCCAAGAAUGCACUGGAAGACUUAAUAGGGGAUGGGUUUCUCUGGGCUGUACCUAAGCAUCGAAGGAGCCGAGAAAGGAGGCUUAUAAGAAAAUUUGGGUUAGAAACUGGGCACAAGAAAUUAUUGCCAAUACUCAAACUUCUCACCUGUGAUAACUGCGGUCAUGUACACGAGCCUGGUCGAUUGUGUCCUAAUUGCUAUGCUAAGAACAAAGAGGUGACGGAGGCCAUGCAGGCAGCUAUGAAUUCUGCUCAGGGGCUUAAUCCUAUUGAACAUGAGGUCCUUCCAGUCUUCAUAGGAGAAAAAGUUAACACACAGGAUGGAUUUUAUCAGGGAAAGCGGGUCGUUGAAGUUCCAAGGGAAUGCCCGCAGUGGUUCUCUCGUAGACUGACCAAGAAGUCUAAUAUCACCACUUCCUCGGCCACUUCAAUUGUCAAGCCAACAAAUUUAGCUUAAAUGCUUCAUUGAAUUUAUUUGGAGAGUUUGUAGCAUUUUAGAAAAUCUUUAUACUUGGAAUUAAGUAUUGUAUGAAUAAUAAUUUCAAAAUUAGUUAAUAUCAUUAAAGCUUGGUCAGAUCUUUCAUAUAUACCAGAUCUUUAUUUUGUCAUUUGAAAUGUGGUUGUCUUUUAUAAAUUUGGCUCGCUGAAAUGUAAUACUGACCUUCAAUAUAUGCAAUCAUAACAUUCAAAAUUAAUUCAUAAUCAUUCCAGAAUACCUCUAUAAAAAUGCUUUUCUGCAGUAGUGUAAUUCUUACCAAUCCAUCAAUGAGAAGACUAUUUUAAUCAAUGCAUAUUAUUGUGUGAAUAUAUAAAAGUACUGUACUGUACUUCACUGCACUGUAUAAAAAGUUUGUCGACAAAUGUAGUUACAGUGAUGUGUAAAUAAAUGGAUUUCUCAAGUU
Molecule: messenger RNA, 1124 nt
Organism: Procambarus clarkii (red swamp crayfish)
Lineage: Eukaryota; Metazoa; Arthropoda; Malacostraca; Decapoda; Cambaridae
Gene: mRpL32
Product: mitochondrial ribosomal protein L32
Biological process (GO): translation
Cellular component (GO): mitochondrial large ribosomal subunit
Molecular function (GO): structural constituent of ribosome
Source: RefSeq, a predicted model, not a curated record